GGAAGAUUUUGACCCCUGAUAUGUCGUUUGAGGAGGCGAAGAUUACCAACAAUGCGAAGAUUAUGCUCAUGGCAACGGCUGGAGUGCAUCAAGGGGCUGGUGGCAACCAUUACACUCUCGGACAAUCAGCAAGCCACAGAUACGGCAGAGGACUGCAACGGUCGGUUGCAGCGCCAUCGCCGGUCGCUCUGGGGCAAGAGAAGGCCAGACAACGGAUGUGGGUGCAGACAGGAAUCGUGUCUUUAAGAGAUAGUAACUUGCAGGUUGUUCCGGGGGCUGUGUGGGUUGCGGGUCCCGCUCUACGUGUUCUGGAUCUGGGUGGCAACAGCCUGAGGAUCUUCCCGCCAGCUGUAACAGCUUUGACCAACCUCCAGAGGCUACGUCUGAGCCACAACUCGCUGACAGAAAACACCAUUGCCUGGGAAGCCCUGACUCGCCUCCCGAACCUCAUGGCUCUUGCGCUCGACCACAACCAAAUAGGGCUCAUUCCGUCCAUCAUCGGCCAGCUCUCCUCUCUGAAGCGCCUUGCUCUCAGCCACAACGCCCUCUCCUCCCUGCCGCCAGAGAUUGGCCAGCUUAAGAACCUAGAGUGGAUUGAUGCUGCUCAUAACAGGUUGGGGAUCAUCCCAUCUUCCAUGGCAGAAUGCACGUCUCUUGCAGAGGCCAAUUUCUCUGCAAACUUCAUCUGCCACGUGCCAGCUGCUCUGGGUAGACUCACCAAUCUGAAGAUUCUGCUGCUGAGCAACAAUGCAAUCAAGAAUUUUCCCUCAGAGGUGCUAACAGGGUGCACGGAGCUCUUCACUCUCUCCCUGCAUGGGAACCAAAUCACCAUUGACCAACUGCGCGAG
Molecule: messenger RNA, 848 nt
Organism: Closterium sp. NIES-65
Lineage: Eukaryota; Viridiplantae; Streptophyta; Zygnematophyceae; Desmidiales; Closteriaceae
Source: the annotation of a GenBank genome assembly